AUGGCAACCAUAUGUCAAGAAACUCAACCUCUUCUUCUAGACAUGAAGGUUACAAUCCAUAAAACUUCAAUGGUUUUUCCAUCAAAACAAACCGAGAAGAAAUCCUUGUUCUUAUCAAACAUAGAUAAGGUUCUCAAUUUCGACGUUAAAACGGUUCACUUUUUCGAAGCAAACAACGAUUUCCCUCCUGAAAUAGUGACCGAGAAGUUGAGAAAAGCUCUGGAAGAUGCUCUGGUGGAUUAUGAAUUCCUUGCUGGAAGAGUGAAGAUGAACUCUGAAACCAAUAGGUUGGAGAUAGAUUGCAGUGCAGAAGGUGUUGGAUUUGUUGUGGCUUCUAGUGAGUAUACGUUGGAUCAAAUUGGAGACUUGGCUUACCCUAAUGAAGCCUUUACACAAUUUGUACACAACACCAAAGAGUUUUUGAAGAUAGGCGAUAUACCUCUAUGUGUUGUUCAGUUGUCCCCCAAGUCAUUGUUGUUACUUGGAAAUGCAAGGAUUGAGGUUCAUUGGUUUCCCUCUAUUUUCAUAUUGUACCCCCCGGGUGAACCCCUGCUUAGCCAAUGUGGAAAUGGAAAAUCUCGAGGUGCUGGAUGUGGUUCUCUAGAAGUUAUAGCCCCUUAUGCAGACACUAUACAUAUUAGUGAUAGUUUUGACUAUAUGAGGAGUUCUGAUAAUGGUGGUGAUGAAUCUGGGGGUCUUCGGGGGGACGAGGGUCUGGAGGAGCCUGUGGAGAAGGAUACAAGGGCUAACCCAUUUAGGUUUGAUAUUAAGGAGAUUGGUCAUGGUUUCUCUUUCACUGAAGUGCAUGUGGAAAACCUAGAAAGGGUUGAGAAUUACUAG
Vicia faba (fava bean) is the source of this 840-nucleotide messenger RNA. Lineage: Eukaryota; Viridiplantae; Streptophyta; Magnoliopsida; Fabales; Fabaceae. The record is from the annotation of a GenBank genome assembly.